Molecule: messenger RNA, 1371 nt
Organism: Danaus chrysippus (African queen)
Lineage: Eukaryota; Metazoa; Arthropoda; Insecta; Lepidoptera; Nymphalidae
Source: the annotation of a GenBank genome assembly
AUGGCUAAUAGAGUCGAAAAUGUUGGUAUUCUGGCUAUGGAGAUAUAUAUUCCAUCUCAAUAUGUAGCUCAGGAAGAAUUAGAAAAAUUCGAUGGUGUGGAUACUGGUAAAUAUACAAUCGGAUUAGGUCAGAGUAAAAUGGGAUUCUGUUCAGAUAGAGAAGACAUAAACUCGAUUUGUAUGACUGCUUUGCACCGCCUUAUUGAGAAAAAUAACAUAAACCUCCAUGACAUUGGAAGGUUAGAGGUUGGUACAGAAACUAUUAUUGAUAAAAGCAAAAGUGUGAAAACAUUUCUCAUGACACUGUUUGCUAAGGAAGGUGCAACUGAUAUAGAAGGUAUUGACACCACAAAUGCUUGUUACGGAGGUACGGCUGCUUUGUUCAAUACUAUUAAUUGGGUUGAAUCUUCUUCUUGGGACGGCAGGAAGGCUAUUGUUGUGGCCGGUGACAUUGCUGUGUAUGGUAAAGGCCCAGCUCGGCCGACUGGAGGUGCGGGUGCAGUUGCAAUGCUCAUUGGCCCUGACGCACCAUUAGUAUUUGACUGUGGUGUUCGUGCAUCUUAUAUGACUCAUGCAUAUGAUUUCUACAAGCCGGAUCUUGCAUCAGAAUUUCCUUAUGUGGAUGGCAAGCUGUCAAUACAGUGUUAUCUUAACGCUUUAGACAAAUGUUAUAACUUGUUUUGUGAUAAAAUGAAAAAGGUAAACCCGGACUUCAAAGGCCUCUUGAGUCUUGAUGGCAUGUUAUUCCAUUCUCCUUACUGUAAGCUCGUCCAAAAAUCACUGGCCAGAGUGUCAUUCAAUGAUUUCUUGAAUUGUGCUGAGGAUGAGAGGGAAAAACAAUUCCCGGGACUUUCACAGUUCAGCAAACACCAAAGAUCUGAAACAUAUUUUGAUAGAGAACUUGAAAAGGCUUUUAUGGCUUACAGCAAAGAUCUGUUUGAAGAAAAAACUAAGCCAUCUCUCUACAUUGCAAGAAACGUCGGCAACAUGUACACUGCCUCGCUAUAUGGUGGUUUAGUUUCAUACUUAAUCAGCAAGUCACCGGAGCAGUUAAUCGGCAAGAAAUUUGCCUUGUUCUCAUACGGCUCUGGAUUGGCAUCAACCAUGUACUCUGUCAAUAUAUGCAAUGAUAUGAGCGCUGGUUCCAAACUAGAAAAGCUCAUUAAUUCCCUCCAUGAUAAUAUAGCUAUGUUAGAUAAAAGAAUUAAUGUUGAACCACAAGCAUUCUCGGAUUCCAUGCAAAUUAGGACAGAGAAUUAUCACACAGCCCCAUAUGAGCCAUCGGGUUCGAUCGAUAUACUCUUCCCUGGAACAUAUUAUCUUGUGAAGAUUGACGACCAAAGAAGACGGACAUAUGAUAGAAAAUUAUAA